AUAUGAUGGAUUCCGAUAAUGAGACGCUUGAAGUCGAAGAUCUCUCAAUAACGCAGGACGUACCCGACAAGACAGCACAUAACAACUCUAUUCCCUAUCAAGCCUUGCAGGGAGACGAGAUCCGGAUCCUCAUUCUCGAACCCGGCGAACUGGGCACAAAACUUCAUGGCCGUCUGAUCCAUGUAUCAUUACAAGCUGCGCGCAAAAAGUACGCAGCGUGCUCCUAUGUCUGGGGACAGCAAAAUACCGACCGCGUCCAACUGCGCGUGGAAUAUGGAGACGUGCACAACACCACCGUCGGUCACAAUCUGGGACAAUUUCUGCAUAAUAUCCGCCGUCCCGCUGGGGAAUCACUGGCCCUAUGGGCGGACGCAUUAUGUAUUAACCAAGAUGAUAACGCGGAGAAGUCACGCCAGGUAGCAAGAAUGGUCGAUAUAUAUAAAGAGUGUCAAGCAGUGUUUGCCUGGCUCGGAUCAGCCAACGAAUCCACGCAACGACUGUUACGCGGGAUCCUCAAUCUUUCAAAAAGUAUUCAGGGCGUCGUAGCGUCGUCGGACUUUUUUCCAGCACUGAUGGAUCGCGGAGUUCUGCAAAGAUAUCUACUGCAAAGAUGGCAGAGCAUUUGGGAUCCGCAAGGCCUCACCCUCGUAGAAAAACUUGCAAUCCAUGUAAAACAAGAAUGGAUGAAAGACCCUGACCCAGGUGACGCGCAUUACAUGCUCCUUUUAAACGUUCUCAUCGACGAUUCGGGACUUUUCUACAAGGACGUCGAUGAGUCGGACCAACCAAUCACCAUGCUGAAAGGAAUCCACAGCAUAUGCGGCAUGGAGUGGUGGAACAGAAUGUGGACAGCUCAAGAGUUCAUCCUGGCUCCUGACGCAUACUUCGUACUCGGAAGGGCCUUCAUCCCGCAGCAACAGCUCUUAUCGGUCUUCCAGCUCUGCGAAGCUGCCACUGAUUUCAUUGGCAUGCAUCGAGCCCACACGGUGCAUCUCCCGUGGCUUGAGGAAGCUUACAUGGCAAAUGUCGGAGGAUACCCGAAUUUUUGGACCGUCAACCAAUUCUGCCGUUUACGCACCGUACUGAAAGACGCAGCCAAGGAAGACUCCAUAAUCGAUCCACUGUUAAUACUCGCGUUCCUAAACAACGUGCCUGUCAAAAACCGGUCCGGUUGGCAUAUCAAAGGAGCGACUGAUCCUCGAGACCGCAUCUACGCGCUUCUUGGGAUGGUGGCAGAUGAUCAAUCGUCCAUCGUGCCCGAUUACACAAAAACAACGGAAGAAGUAUAUACAGAGUUCUCCGAGUCCUUCCUCAGCCAAGGCCACCUCCCUCUACUAUGGAUCCUGCAUCCUACCCAAAACAAGUUCUCUUUACCAUCAUGGUGUGUAGACUGGUCCGCCAUCGCACCCAAAACCCAUUUCUCCGCACUCAUAACCCAAGAACACAUGGGCAAGCGAUGCGACAUCACACCAUCAUUCACCACCCAUCCAUUAGGAAGAGCCAUGACCAUUCAAGCUCACGCCCUCGGCCGCAUCGCUCGCAUGUACCCUGCAACCUCCUCAUACCGAGCCCAUCCGAACUGCCAGGGCAGACCCAGCGAGGACAACCAGAAAAACCCCGAUGACCACUUCUCCAACUGCACCGGCCUAUUCGAUCUCUACGAAGCCAUCAAGUCUCGCGCUACCUCCGAAGAAAACGCUCUCUACGAGCUCCUCCGCUUCGCAUCAGAACCCCGCGCGGACCGCACCCCAACGCCCGGAAUCGAGCCUCACACCGCGACAACAUACUGCUUUGGCCUCCUGCGAUCGUUAUCAAUGCGCGCCGAUCUAUCAUUGUUCGAUUCUUCUUUGGUGAAAUCCCUUUCCGGUAUCGCGGAUUCUUUUGAGAGGAUCCCGGAGCGGAAUUGUACUGCGCUCACGGCGGAGGGACAUGUAGGCUGUGCGAUGGAGGAGGCGCGGUGCGGGGAUAUGCUGGUUGCGGUUGGGGAGUAUAAGGCGCCGUUGAUUGUGCGAGAAGUUGAGGGGGAUGAGGGGUACUGGAGGAUUAUUGGGUGUGGUUGGUUUCCGUCGUCGAGGGAUAGCUUAGAUCGGGAUGGGGCGGUAUUGCUGAGGGAGUUUAGGAUUGUGUGA
Periconia digitata is the source of this 2129-nucleotide messenger RNA. Lineage: Eukaryota; Fungi; Ascomycota; Dothideomycetes; Pleosporales; Periconiaceae. The record is from the annotation of a GenBank genome assembly.